GCCGCUGACGUGGUUGUCUAUUCUGGCAAUCGGCGGCUUGAAUUUUGAUCAAAUAAUAAAUGGUUCAGAUCUAUAUGCGCUCAAAUUCAAUCUUAACUGUCUGUUGGCCGAAUGCUGCUUGACACCCCGCUUGGCAGAGGUGCUUGCCAGCCAGAUUCACGUUCUAAACCCAGUUCGAGUUUCGUGUUAUUGCUGGCCCUCUCUCUCUCUCUCUCCCAAGUUCUGAGCUUUUCAAAAGUGGGUCUCUGUUCCUUUUCUUCACAUCCGCGCUCAGCUUCAUAUCCGUUCGAAGGAGAAAAAGGAAGGAAAGCAAAAAAAGGGCAAACAAGUAAUCGAAAGGGCAUCCAGAUAUGUCAGCGCUCUUCAACUUCCAUUCAUUUCUUACGGUAGUGCUGCUAGGGAUUUGUGCCUGCACUUACUUGAAGAUGCAAUUUCCAGCACUUCUUGAACAGAAAACUGGGUUCCGAGGUUUCUUUUGGAAGGCUGCUAGAAUAGGUGAGCGUUUGAGCCCUUGGGUGGCAGUGGGAUGCUUCACGAUGGGCGUGUCGGUGAUCUUCUUCUAGUAAAGAGACAUGUUCACAAAUAUGAAGUAAGAUCUGAUGGCAUGUAUUUAACCCGUUGAAAUUUGAUGUCACGAAACAGUUUCUACAAUAGUAACUGUUUUUUGGGCCAAAUUAGAUCAGUUGACAACUCCAAUGAAGUGAAUUGUAUUGCACGAAAAUAUUUGGUCCGGUAAUGAUUAAAUGUGAAGAUGCUUCAUCGACACUGUUUAUCUAUUUCAUAAAA
Molecule: messenger RNA, 786 nt
Organism: Rhododendron vialii
Lineage: Eukaryota; Viridiplantae; Streptophyta; Magnoliopsida; Ericales; Ericaceae
Exons: 5
Coding region: 351-563 (70 amino acids)
Biological process (GO): protein secretion; intracellular transport
Source: RefSeq, a predicted model, not a curated record